AUGGAUCCACUCAGCAUCACAGCCAGCAUAAUUGCAGUGCUCCAGCUCUCCGCGAAGGUCCUUGGAUACCUCAAUGACGUUAGGGAUGCGCCCAAAGAUCGGGCCAAGUACGCGAUUGAGGCCUCGAACGUGCACAAUCUCCUUACUAGUCUGAGGUUCCUCCUUGAGGAGAAAAACGCUAAUGUGCCGUGGUACAAGGCUGUCUGUGACCUUGGAGUUCAGAAUGGACCGCUCGACCAGUUUAGGCAAGCGCUGGAAACCCUGCAGAGUAAGAUAACAGACGGGGGUCGAUUGAAGAAGGUCGUCGAAGCGCUAGUAUGGAAGUUCAAGAGGGAGGAGAUUGCUAGCAUACUAGAUCAAAUAGAGCGGUUGAAAAAUCUGGUGGGGAUCGCAUUACAGGUGGACCACUUGAGCAAACUAUCCCAAGCUAUUAAAGGCGAUACCGACUUCAUUCGAACAUGCGUAUCAGCAACAAAGUCUGGGGUUGACCAGAUUCGGCAAGAUCAAGCCGAUGAAAAGCGCAGGAAGAUAGUGGAAUGGAUCUCGCCUACGAACUACCCAGCCCAGCAAUCAGACAUCAUAGCUCGCAGACAGGAGGGGACAGGUAAGUGGUUUCUGGGAGCGCCCGAGUUCGCAAGGUGGCUCGGUGAGCCCAAGGGCACGCUAUUCUGCCCAGGGAUUCCUGGCGCGGGCAAGACGAUGGUGGCUGCGAUCGCGAUCGAUCACCUGUUGCACUCUACGCAGAGCAGCUCGAUAGGAGUUGCAUACGUGUACUGCAACUACAAGGAUCGGGAGGAGCAGGAUACUUCGAGGAUGUUGGCAGCCAUCGCCAAACAGCUGGUGCAACGUCAACCACCAGCGGCAGAGCCUGUAGAACGACUGCAUAAGAAGCAUCACGACCUCGGCACAAAGCCGACAAUCGAGGAGAUAUUCAGCGCCCUUCAAGAAGUCAUUGCGAAGUAUUCCACAGUCUAUCUUGUCAUCGAUGCUCUGGACGAAUGUCGAGAUAUUGAUGGCACUCGUAGUCAGCUUCUGACUAAACUCAGAGGCUUACAAAUAGAACAAGAUGUUCGCAUCAUGGCCACUGCGCGGUUCAUACCAGAGAUUGAAGCUGAGUUUCAAGCGGCGAUGAAACUAGAAAUACGAGCCAGCGAUGAUGACGUGAGAUGUUAUGUAACUAGCCAGAUGCACCGACUGCCCCCGUGUAUUCUGCGUAAACCUGCGCUGCAGGUCAUGGUGCAAGACGAACUUGUAAAGGCGGUAGAUGGCAUGUUUCUUCUUGCCCGCCUGCACACAGACUCACUCUUGGACAAGCAAACAGUAAGAGAAGUGAAGUCGACAUUAGGCCGCUUCUUGAAGGGCUCAGCUACGAUUGACGACGCCUACGACGAGGCCAUUCAACGCAUAAAUGGUCAACUAGACGGAAAUAAGAAGCUGGCUAAGAAAGUAUUGUCGUGGAUCACGCACGCAAAACGGCCGCUCCUCACGGCGGAGUUGUGCUGUGCCCUAGCGGUGGAGCGUGAUGAAACAGAACUCGAUCCAGAAGGUGUUCCAGAUGUCGAGCACCUGCUAUCUUUGUGUGCUGGCCUUGUCGUUGUUGAUCCGGAAACCGCUGUUAUCCGUCUCGUGCAUUACACUACCUAA
Bipolaris victoriae FI3 is the source of this 1644-nucleotide messenger RNA. RefSeq lists its product as hypothetical. NCBI's taxonomy places the organism in Eukaryota, Fungi, Ascomycota, Dothideomycetes, Pleosporales, Pleosporaceae. Bases 1 to 1644 code for a protein of 547 amino acids. The record is from RefSeq and is a predicted model, not a curated record. The transcript is spliced from 3 exons.